AUGUGUGGCUACUACGGGAACUACUAUGGGGGCCGCGGCUACGGCUGUGGCUACGGAGCACUGUUUGGAGAGCUGGGCUCCCCUGUCCUCACCCUGACCCUGGUGGUGAAGAGCUGCACCAUGUGUGGCUACUACGGGAACUACUAUGGGGGCCGCGGCUACAGAGGCUGUGGCUACGGAGGCUGUGGCUACGGAGGCCUGGGCUGGGGCUGUGGCUCCUGCUGUGGCUGUGGUUUCUGGGGACUGGGCUGUGGCUGCGGCUAUGGCUCCCGCUCUCUCUGUGGUUGUGGCUAUGGCUGCGGCUAUGGCUCCCGCUCUCUCUGUGGCUGUGGCUAUGGCUGUGGCCGUGGCUCUGGCUCUGGCUUUGGCUACUACUAUUGA
This is a messenger RNA of Myotis lucifugus (little brown bat), 381 nucleotides long. Its product is annotated as keratin-associated protein 6-1-like. The transcript has 3 exons. The record is from RefSeq and is a predicted model, not a curated record. Gene Ontology annotation, biological process: keratinization. Lineage: Eukaryota; Metazoa; Chordata; Mammalia; Chiroptera; Vespertilionidae. The coding region runs from base 1 to 381 and encodes 126 amino acids.